AAAAAAUCUCGAUUUUUUAUAGGUCAACAAAAAUUGUAAAUGCAAAAUUUAAGAAAGUUAACUGCAAUUAUAUCAAUACACUGAAAUGGUACAUUAAAGACAUCUGAAGGGAUCGUAUUUGUUAGUUUUUUUAUUUUAUUUGCAAAAAGAGAGAUAUUUACUUUCAAAUUUCACCUUUCAAGUCUGAUCAAUUACAGAGAAAAUUAAACAUUUAGGAAUUAAAUAUGUGUGAUAAAAGGGAAAAAUCUGUAAUAAUGAAUAAUAUACAUGAUAUAUGUUGUAACUGUUAAAAAUUGAUAACAUUUUAUCACCAUCAUGAUUUAUGUAAUAGUUAUCACAUAUUAACAUUGUGAACAGAUAUCAUCAUGAAAACAUUUUUAGAACUUUAAUCUAUUUGCUAGCUCGUGCAUUUGAACAGCAAACUUGUGCCAAUAUUCACCAAUAUAAGUUCAAUACUUUUAACCCUUUAAUAAUCAUAUAAAUUAAUGAGGUCGCCAAGGCUAGGAGAUAAAAAUCACACAACUUGUUGGAUAAAAAUCAUAUCCAACCAACUGCAAACCACAUGUAAGAUCAUAUAUAUGUUAUAUACACAUUUAAUAUAUUUGUCAGAGAUAAAAAGAAAUUCAUGAAUGAAGAGGUGAGAGAAAUGGAAAGGACAAGUAAGGAAGAGGGGGAUUUCAGGCCCAGAAAAGUUGAGAUCUCGAGGUCAGAGGUCAGGCCUGGUGAAGUUGAGGGGUCAGAGGUCGGGCCUGGUGAGGGGUCAGAGGCCCUGCCAAUAAAACCCAGCAGUGCCAUCAGUACCAGUAUAGCCUCUAGUUACUUCAACAACAAAAUCCCAAUACCAGAGGAUGAAGACCAUCCAGUGUUCAGCUUUAGAAAACUCUGGGCUUUCACUGGUCCAGGGUUCCUUAUGAGUAUUGCCUAUCUGGAUCCGGGAAAUAUCGAGUCGGAUCUCCGGUCCGGAUCUGUUGCUCAGUUCAAGUUGCUAUGGAUACUAAUGUCGGCCACGUUUCUGGGUCUUCUGAUGCAGAGGCUGUCGGCGCGCCUGGGGGUGGUGACAGGAAUGCACCUGGCUGAGGUCUGCUACAGAAGCUAUCCCAGGGUUCCACGCUUUGUGCUGUGGUUCAUGGUGGAAAUAGCUAUCAUUGGAUCAGAUAUGCAGGAAGUGAUUGGGACGGCUAUAGCAUUUUACCUGUUAUCCGAUGGAAAGAUACCUUUAUAUGCGGGCGUACUGAUUACUAUCGCGGACACCUUCACCUUCCUCCUCCUGGACAAGUACGGUCUACGUAAAAUGGAGGCGUUCUUUGCAUUCCUUAUUUUCAUUAUGGCUGUCACUUUUGGAUAUGAGGUCAGAGUUGUAUAAAUGUGAAUACUCUAGUGUACUUUUUUCCACGGUGUCACAAUUCCAUGGAAUCUCAAUUUCUGUUUAACCCACUGGUAGAAAAUUACGCGGAUUUCUUAGACUGUCCCAAUGUACUUUGCAUGUAUUUUAAGUACCCUUAGACAAAUUAUGCGGAAAAUUUGUGACCACGUACAUAGCGUA
Saccostrea cuccullata (small rock oyster) is the source of this 1543-nucleotide messenger RNA. RefSeq names its product natural resistance-associated macrophage protein 2-like. NCBI's taxonomy places the organism in Eukaryota, Metazoa, Mollusca, Bivalvia, Ostreida, Ostreidae. Gene Ontology annotation, molecular function: manganese ion transmembrane transporter activity; cadmium ion transmembrane transporter activity; iron ion transmembrane transporter activity. The transcript has 5 exons. Gene Ontology annotation, biological process: metal ion transport; response to manganese ion; manganese ion homeostasis. Gene Ontology annotation, cellular component: apical plasma membrane. The record is from RefSeq and is a predicted model, not a curated record. The coding region runs from base 626 to 1363 and encodes 245 amino acids.